GUCACGUGGCUACAGUUUAAGGCGCUCGGGUCAGGAGUGAGCAGAGUGAACAGAGUGAACAUGUCGGCUCCUCUUCACUGCUCUGCUCUGAUGUGACGCACUUUGUGUGGAAGCAGCAGCUCGGGUCCCGUCAGUCAUUCAGACCGAGCACAGACAGACAUGUCCGGCUUCAGCGCGGAGCUCAUAGACUACCUGGAGGGCAGGAUCACGUUCGAGGAGUUCGACAAGCGGAGAGAUGAGCGCAGAGCCAAGGAGUCAGAGGAAGUAGCUGAAGAAGAUGUGGAGGAGGAGGAAGAGGAUGCUCAGCCCUCCACCUCUGCACAGGUCCCGGGGAAGAUCGAGGAGGGAGUCAGCCCGGGAGUCCAGCUGGCCUUCGCCUCCAUGCUUGGAGAAACGCCAGAACCACCGUCUUCAGAAGAGGAGGAAGAGGAGGAGGAGGACAGCAUGAGCUAUGUUGACGAUGAAGAUGAUGAGGACUACAAGGUGGAGGAGGAGGAGGGGGGAAAGGUGGAGGUGGAGGUGGAGGCAGAGGCGGAGGUGACAGAGAAGAAGCAGAGGCGAGGGGGGAAAGGAGGGAAAGGCAGAGGGCGCAGGAAGAAGAAAGACGAGGAGGAUGACGACGAGGAUCCGACGGUGGGGGACGUGUUCGCGCUGGAGAUGGAACUGGACAGAGAAAACAAGAAGAUGAUGAGGGAGCGGCGUCAUCGCAGCAAGCUUCCCAGAGCUCUGAGAGGUUUGAUGGGAGAAGCUAACAUCCGCUACGCCAGAGGAGAGAAAGAGGACGCCAUCUUGAUGUGUAUGGAGAUAAUAAGACAGGCUCCUCUGGCCUAUGAACCGUUCUCUACGUUGGCUAUGAUCUACGAGGACGAUGAAGACAUGGACAAAGCGCUGCAGUUUGGUCUCAUCGCCGCCCACCUGAACCCCUCAGACUGUGAGGAGUGGAUCAAACUGGCAGAAAUGUCUUUGGAGCAGGACAACAUCCGGCAGGCAAUCGUCUGCUACACCAAAGCCAUUAAGUACGACCCCACCAACGUCCGCUACCUGUGGGAGCGCUCCAGCCUCCACAUGCGUCUGGGCGAGCACAAACACUGCAUGGACGGCUACCGGAGGAUCCUGUCGCUGCUGCCGCUGGAGGACGGAGAGCAUUUCAUGCAGCUGUCCAAAGACAUGGCCAAGAGUUACUACGAGAGUAAUGAUUUGGCCUCAGCUCUGGGUGUUGUUGAAGACGCUCUGGCGCGACACCCCAGCCUGGUCAGCGAUGACUUCAUCAACAUGGCAGCUGAGCUCUACAUCGGCAACCGCCACUACAACAAGGCCCUGCAGGUCUUGGUCCAGUUUGAAAUUGUAACUUUGGUCAGAGAUGAAUCCAAAUCAGACUCUGAGGCACCAACAAAAGAAGAGAAAGGAGCAGAGAAGACGGCUGAGGAGGAGGAGGAGAAGAAGAAGAAUGAAGAAGAAGGCACAAAGUCGAAGACUGUGGAAGAAAUGGCAUCAGAGGAGAACGGUAAAAUUAAGGAUGUACAGGUACCAGACAGCGUCCCAGUGGACCUGAGGGCCAAGCUAAUGGUCUGCCUCAUACACCUGCAUGUCUACACACCCCUGGAGGGACUAGUGUCGUCGCUGAUGGAGCAGAGCCCAGAGGAGAUUGGCGACUUGUACCUGGAUGUAGGUGAGGCCUACCUGGAGGAGGGCGAGUACAUGUCUGCUCUGCCUCUGCUGUCUGCCCUCGUCAUAUCUGAAAAGUACAACCUGGCUGUCGUCUGGCUCCGACACGCAGAGUGUCUAAAGGCGCUGGGCCACAUGGAGGUGGCAGCAGAAAGCUACACAAAGGUGGUGGAGAUGGCUCCGUUGCACCUAGAGGCCCGGCUCUCCCUGGCCACCCUGCAGCAGCAGCUGGGCAAACCGGAGUGCGCCCUCAAAGCGCUGGAGUCCAUGUACGACAGCGAAACACUGGCACAGGACUCGUCAGCCGUACAAAAGGAAUUAAAGCUGCUGCUGCAUCGUUCCACACUGCUCAAGACUCAGGGACAAACACAGGACUACCUGGAUGCUAUGAUCUCCAUGAUCUCCAUGCUACUGAAGGUGGCCAUGCAGCGAGCUAAGGUGUGCGUGCGCUCUGUGAGCGUAUCAGGCAAGAGUCACCUGAGGCUGGUGAAGGUCAAAGACAUGGUAGCAGAAAUCGCUGACCAUGAAGCUGCCUAUUUGGCCAACACUGGUAAAACUAACGUUCUGUCCAAAGAGGACUGGUGGCAGCUGCUGGUGAGCUGCGUGCUCACACUGUGCGAGGUGAAGCGCUACGAGGAGGCCGAGUUGCUGGUGGAGUCCGCCAUGGAGUUCUACUCCUUCUACGACAACAAGCCCAAGAGGAAGGAGCUGGAGUUCUUUGGCCUGUCCGCCACCAUCCUCGACCACAACCACUACAAGGCCUACAACUACAUCAGGUUGAUGCUGAUGGAAAAUGUGGAUCUGCCUCAGCUUUGGAAUAUUUUCAACCAGCUGACGAUAACCUCCGAGCACCAGCGCCACCAUCGCUUCUGUCUGCGCCUGCUGUUAAAACAUCCCGACAACCACGCACUGUGCGUCCUCUGCGGACACAACGCCAUGGUGUCAGGGAGCUUCAAACAUGCUCUGGGGCAGUAUGUUCAGGCCUUCCAGACUCACCCCAACAACCCGCUGCACAGCCUGUGCGUGGGUCUCACCUUCUUCCACAUGGCCUCUCAGAAAUAUGUGGGCAAACGACACACGCUGGUGCUGCAGGGUUUCUCCUUCCUGUGGCGGUACGUGGAGCUGCGUGGAGAGUGCCAAGAGAGCAUGUACAACCUGGGCAGAGCGCUGCACCAGAUGGGCCUCACACAUUUGGCCAUACAUUACUACCAGAAGGCGCUUACACUCCCUGCACAGAAACUGGAGGGUAUGCCGGACGAUCAGGUGGAUCUGAAGAGAGAGAUCGCCUUCAACCUCUCCCUCCUCUACCAGGCGAGCGGGAAUGUGGAGAUGGCCCGGCAGCUCAUCAACACGCACUGCAUUGUUUGAAAGUGCACACAAAGUCUUCAUCGUCUGAGCCAGUGUUUCUUU
This is a messenger RNA of Larimichthys crocea (large yellow croaker), 3075 nucleotides long. It is a transcript of the gene gtf3c3, whose product is annotated as general transcription factor IIIC, polypeptide 3. Gene Ontology annotation, molecular function: protein binding. Gene Ontology annotation, cellular component: transcription factor TFIIIC complex. The transcript has 19 exons. NCBI's taxonomy places the organism in Eukaryota, Metazoa, Chordata, Actinopteri, Sciaenidae. The coding region runs from base 160 to 3033 and encodes 957 amino acids. Gene Ontology annotation, biological process: transcription by RNA polymerase III. The record is from RefSeq and is a predicted model, not a curated record.